UAUCUCACCGGCCACCCUGUUUCUGUUUCUGUCUGUCUGUUAUUCUUAGUGAAGAAACCUUGGAGGUCCCUCACCAAACAGGAGUUGGAGAAGAUCUUGUCCGACACUCCACCAGUGUGGAAAGGAACAUCCAAGCUAUUCCGGAACCUUCGGGAACAAGGCAUCAUCGCUUACACUGAGUAUCUCUUUCUGCUCUGCAUUCUGACAAAGCCUCAUGCAGGCUUUAAGAUUGCCUUUAACAUGUUUGAUGCUGACAGUAACCAGAUGGUGGAUAAAGGGGAAUUUCUUGUGUUGCAAGAAAUUUUCCGAAAGAAAAAUGAGACGAAAGGAAGAAAAGGAGAUGCAUCACUCAGUUUUCUUCAAAGUAUGCAGCUCUAUGGAUAUCAGGUUGUCCCUGUAAACAGCGUGCUAAAAAAAGAGAGUCAGAAGUUUGUGCCCAGGAGCUUCUGGGACAUGCUGAGACGUGGUGCGAGCCAAGCCCUGUUUUCUGACCUGGCAGAGCGUGCCAAUGAGAACAUGAUGAUUGACAGCACUCUGCUUGUGCACUUCUUUGGCAAGAAGGGGAAGGCUGAGCUAACGUUUAAAGACUUCUACAGAUUCAUGAAUAAUCUGCAAACUGAGAUGUUAGAGAUUGAGUUCCUGACCUAUUCCAAAGGCAUGACCACCAUCAGCAAGGAGGACUUUGCACGAAUCUUGCUGCGCUACACUAACAUAGAGGAUAUUCGCAGCUAUCUGGAGAAUGUGCGCCAGUGUAUACCUGAUGAGAACGGCAUCACAUUUGAUGAGUUCAGGUCUUUCUUCCAGGUCCUCAAUAACCUUGAAGACUUUGCCAUUGCCAUAGAGAUGUACAGCUUUGCCUGUCGUUCCAUUGGACAAUAUGAGUUUACUCGGGCGGUAUAUGUCGCAACAGGCCUCAAGCUGACCCGUCACCUGGUUAACACGGAUCAUGAUGAUCAGCUCAGUUACAAAGAGUUCAUUGGUAUCAUGAAGGACCGGCUGCACCGUGGAGGUAGGGUAAGAAAGAGGGUUAUAAGGCUGUAGAGCGUUUUAUUCAUUUAAAUCAUGUCUGAAGAAGGAACU
Molecule: messenger RNA, 1080 nt
Organism: Carassius carassius (crucian carp)
Lineage: Eukaryota; Metazoa; Chordata; Actinopteri; Cypriniformes; Cyprinidae
Product: calcium uptake protein 3, mitochondrial-like
Biological process (GO): calcium import into the mitochondrion; mitochondrial calcium ion homeostasis
Cellular component (GO): uniplex complex
Molecular function (GO): calcium ion binding
Source: RefSeq, a predicted model, not a curated record